AUGGCGGGAAGACCGCUGCCCGGAGGCGGCGGGGUGUGCGCCGCCGCCUACCCUAACACCUCUGCCGGAUUCCCCCCGCACCUCCAGGCCGGCGCGAUGCGGCGCCGCUUCUGGGGCGUGUUCAACUGCCUGUGCGCCGGCGCGUUCGGGGCCUUGGCCGCCGCCUCCGCCAAGCUGGCCUUCGGCAGAGAGGUGAACGUGGGCUUCUGCGUCUUAGGCAUUAUUAUGAUGGCUACCACCAAUUCUCUGAUGUGGACGUUCUUUAGCCGGGGACUCAGUUUGUCCAUGUCUUCAGCCAUUGCAUCUGUCACGGUGACUUUUUCAAACAUCCUCAACUCGGCCUUCCUGGGUUUUGUGUUGUACAGAGAGUGCCAGGAGGUCUUGUGGUGGGGCGGAGUGUUCCUCAUCCUCUGCGGACUCACCCUGAUCCACCGGGAGCUCCCACCGCCCAGGAAGCCCCUUCCGCACAAGCAGCGGUAG
Molecule: messenger RNA, 480 nt
Organism: Rangifer tarandus platyrhynchus (Svalbard reindeer)
Lineage: Eukaryota; Metazoa; Chordata; Mammalia; Artiodactyla; Cervidae
Source: the annotation of a GenBank genome assembly